Messenger RNA from Centropristis striata (black sea bass), 702 nucleotides. RefSeq lists its product as uncharacterized. Bases 1 to 702 code for a protein of 233 amino acids. NCBI's taxonomy places the organism in Eukaryota, Metazoa, Chordata, Actinopteri, Perciformes, Serranidae. The record is from RefSeq and is a predicted model, not a curated record. The transcript has 6 exons.
AUGAGAUUGACUGUAGAGCUGACAAAACGUCUGAAUUCACUUAUGAAAGAGUUGUCUACAGUGAACUUCAGAGAGCUGGCUUCCGACUUUAACCAGAUAAUUAGUGAGGCAGACUCUCAGUCUCCGCCCCAGGAAAACCUGCAGGACCCAGAAUACAUCAAGAUCUGGUUUAGGGUCAAAGUGGAGCCCCUCCCUCAUUAUGUACCGACAGCCCUCCUGUCCUGCCUCAGCACCAAGAACUUCUCCUGCUCAGCUUACCAAUCCCUUGUGGCAGAAUUCAGUAAACGCGAGCAUCACCAACAUUAUUAUUAUCCAGAUUACAACGUCUAUCAACACUUCAUCUAUCCCUUUUUGAUGCAUCACAACAACUCUGGGUACUGGUGUAUCUCCUCGGCCAAUGAAAGUGAAUGGAUGAUAAAAAACUUUGGCGUCUAUUUGAGAUUUGCCCCCAUCACUGACUUGUACAGACUCUACCCAAACUUCUCUGGACUUAAGGUUCUUCACCUCUUGACUCCACAUCAAAUAGCAGAGAUGAUGCUGCUGCCUCUUCCUACUCCUCCUGAGAAAGAUGUUGUCAUCAACCGAAUAUUUGACUUCCUGUUUGAGUCCCCUUACGAGAGACAACUUGAGUCUGUCCUGAGCACCGUGGCCUAUCUCAGCUACCAGGAUCCUGCACCCUGCACUGUCUACGAACCCAUGUGA